This is a messenger RNA of Aspergillus brunneoviolaceus CBS 621.78, 1764 nucleotides long. Its product is annotated as efflux pump antibiotic resistance protein. The transcript has a single exon. NCBI's taxonomy places the organism in Eukaryota, Fungi, Ascomycota, Eurotiomycetes, Eurotiales, Aspergillaceae. Gene Ontology annotation, cellular component: membrane. Gene Ontology annotation, biological process: transmembrane transport. Bases 1 to 1764 code for a protein of 587 amino acids. Gene Ontology annotation, molecular function: transmembrane transporter activity. The record is from RefSeq and is a predicted model, not a curated record.
AUGUCGCGCCGCACCUCUUUCUCUGAUUACCAACCCGGCGUGGGGAGCAGUCGCUUUGCAUCCACUCCGGCCACGGGGGCACAAACCCCGGAUCCUCUGCUGGGACCCAAAGUCGCCGUCCCCGCCGAUGUGCUGAAGAAAUUCCCUCAGACAAUCGCCCGAUCCCGUGAGGACAGCAGCGACGAUGACGAGGAAGCGAUCGAGCUGUCGGCCACGGGGCCCCGGUUCCGUCGUCCCUCUGCGGCCGUUCACCCGAGCGACAAUGUCUAUGCCGACGAGGCGGGCUCACCACCCCCCGAGGCCACCAAGGCCGCUCGACAGGGGGUCCCUCCGGAGUUGUCCAGCUUCGGCGCCGAGCUUCUGUUGAUUGCCGUCUGUUCCGUGGGCCUGAUGCUCUUCUCCUUCCUCCUCGGCGACAUGCUGGCCCCGCAGAUCCAGAUCCGAGCCGCCCUGGGCAUCAGCAACACCGAACUGCCCUGGCUGGUGGGCGCCUUCAACGUGGCCAACGGCCUCUCCGUCGUUGUCUCCGGCUCAUUGACGGAUCUCACGCCUCCUCGACCGCUGAUGGUGGGGGCAUUUGGCUGGCUCACCUUGUGGAACCUGAUUGGGGCCUUCUCGCUGUCCCCCUCGCGCCGCAUCCUCUUCUUCAUAGUGCGCGCCAUGCAGGGUCUGGCCAUUGGCGUGCUGGUGUCCGGGAGCAUGAGCAUUCUUGGCCGGGUGUACAAGCCAGGCAUCCGCAAGAACCGCGUCUUCAGCGCCAUGGCCGCCUGUGCGCCUUUCGGGUUCUCCCUUGGAGCCAUCCAGGGGGGUCUUCUGUUCCACCACCUCCCGUGGAUCUUCGGCUCCAACGCCAUCAUCACUGGACUGUGUGCCGUGGCGGCCUUUUUCGCCAUCCCCCCGCUGCGGCCCGUGGCCGACGUGGCCGGUACUGAGGCCCCCUCCAUCAAGCAAUUCGACUACCUGGGGGCGGCCUUCGCCGUGGGCGGUUGCGUGUGCCUUCUCUUCGGCCUGACGCAGGGCGGAGUGACCAAUUGGUCCCCGUACACGAUCGCCCUGACGGUCGUCGGCAUUGUGCUGCUGGUGGGGCUGUUCGUCACGGAACGCUACGUGGUGCGACCUCUCAUCCCCAACCGGCUGUGGAGCACGAAGGGCUUCACCCCGCUGAUGAUCGCCUACUUCCUGGGGUUCGGCUCGUUCUUCGGCUGCUGGCAGUUCUACGCGAUCCAGUUCUGGCUGCGCAUCCAGCACGCGACGCCCGUCGCCGUGGCGCUGUACCACAUCCCCAACGCCCUGGUCGGGGUGUUUGCGACCUGGGUUGUCAGCCGCACCUUGCACCUGGUCCCGGGCCACUACAUCUACACCAUCUCCAUGUUCGCCUUUACGCUGGGUCCGGCCUUCUUCCUCCCGCAAACCGCCAACACUAUCUACUGGGCGCUCUCCUUUCCCGGAAUCGCCCUGGUGACCUUUGGCCCCGAUCUCGCCUUCGCCGCCGCCUCCAUUUUCAUCACGAGCAACGUGGCGCGCUCGUACCAGGGCAGCGCGGGCAGUCUGCUGGUGACGAACCAGAACCUCAGCUCGGCGAUUCUGACCAGUGUGGCGGAUGCGAUCGGCACGCGCGUCGACAAGACCCCGGACGGGGAUGUCGGGCUGCAGGGACUGCGGGCCAUCUGGUGGUUUGCGCUGGGGUGUCAGCUGGUGGCGGCGUUGAUCACCGUGACGUGCGUGCGCAUUCCUAAGGAGGAGGAGAAGGAGCAUGUUACUUGA